UAGUGCGCUGCUUCUGCGCCAGGGCUGCUAUUCACAUCCCGAGAUACGCAGGAGCAUCCGGAGCAGCACAGUGCACAGGACCGAGGCUGUUGCAGUGACUGUGUGUGGGCAGCGUUCCUGGUUCUUCACGGGCGUUACCGAUCUUCUUCUCCCGGGAUUGCUUUACCUUCGAGACCGAGACUCACUUCGACCCCAGACAUGCAUCCAGCAACCGCCAAGUGGUACGACAGGAGGGACGCUGUUUUUAUAGAGUUCUGUGUAGCAGACAGCAAAGAUGUUAAAGUCACCUUUGAUAAAACAAAGUUUGGUUUCACCUGUCUUGCAGGAACCGAAAAUGAGAAGCAUGAGAAUGAAAUAGACCUUUUUGACGCCAUUGAUGAAAAUGAUUCCAAACACAAAUGCACAGGUCGCUCAGUGAUGUGUUACUUAAAAAAAGUGCAGCCGGGAAAGCCGUGGCCGAGGCUAACAAAAGACAAGGUUAAGCUGAGUUGGCUCAGUGUUGACUUCAGCAACUGGAGAGACUGGGAGGACGACUCAGAUGAGGAGAUGGUCAACUCCAACCCACUCUCAGAUCUGAUGAACAACAUGGGAGGAGAGGAAGACCUUGAUCUCGAAGGUCCAGAUGAGGAUGAGUCUGCAGAUAGCGAUGAUGAAAAAAUGCCAGAUUUGGAAUAGAAGACAGACUCCGGAAAGAAAAUGGAAGAACAGUUGGCAAGAGGAAUCUUAAACAAAUGUAUAUCUAAAAUUGAAGGCAGUGACAAACAACUGUACAUACGAGUCAGUAGUCAUAUUUAAAACCUUAUUCUCUGCUCCAAACUCAUGACCGAUCAGUCCACUGAAGGUUGAUAUGCAUGGUAUUGUACAGAGCAGCUAUCUCCACUUCCAUUUGCUGUACUGCACCUUUUUGGGUAUCUUGUUUUACUGUUAAAUAUUACAACCAAGCACACAUUUGUUGGAAAAGCUGUAUAGUUGUCUUCAACUGAGCAAUAUGUGUUUAAAAAGAGAUAAAACAUUUUGUUUUCAAAUUAAUUGUGGUUUGAAAUAAUUGGGCCAACCCAUUCCAAAUGUUGUGGUUUUAAGUUAGUAGACUGGUGUGGUUUUCUCAAGAUUUAAGUCAAACACUAGAUGUGCAUCAAAAUAAUUAGUUCCAUUGAUUUAUCGAUUUGGUUCCUCCAAAGCCUUCCAUGUGAUGUGAAUUAGAUAUCCAGGAAGUCAGUCUCUGUUUCUGUAGCUUAACCUUCCAGCUUACAUGUUUCCCUUUACUUCUACUGAAACCAUUGCAGAAACAUUUGCAUCUUCCCAGUGGUCACCUGCGUGGUAAUCUGAAUGAAUCUCACAUAUUUAGUAUCUUGACAGCUCUUCUCUCCAUACCCACACGACACUAUCAUAUUGGACAGCAGAAACAAGGUGACAUUUUUUGAGGCUGUUAAAAGAAGCUUGAGGUUCAUUCAACUUUAUGUGGUUUGUUGCUAUUCUCCAGGUUCUUUCCAUGUUCAUCUAGAAUAGAUCCCCCCCCUCGUUGGUGAGGACGUGUUGCAACGAUGUGGUGCCGUGUAAUGACCAAAUUAUAUUUGCACUGUCAAAUAAAAUGUAAGGGGAGACAAGUAAUGUUGACUUACAGUGGAAAUUCUUUUUUUAUUGUCUACAUCUUUCUAAUAAACUGUUUAAGAAUCA
This is a messenger RNA of Platichthys flesus (European flounder), 1674 nucleotides long. It is a transcript of the gene ptges3b, whose product is annotated as prostaglandin E synthase 3b (cytosolic). Gene Ontology annotation, cellular component: cytosol; nucleus. Gene Ontology annotation, biological process: protein folding; telomerase holoenzyme complex assembly; telomere maintenance via telomerase. Gene Ontology annotation, molecular function: Hsp90 protein binding; protein-folding chaperone binding; prostaglandin-E synthase activity. The transcript has 8 exons. The coding region runs from base 199 to 675 and encodes 158 amino acids. Lineage: Eukaryota; Metazoa; Chordata; Actinopteri; Pleuronectiformes; Pleuronectidae. The record is from RefSeq and is a predicted model, not a curated record.